Fusarium oxysporum Fo47 is the source of this 923-nucleotide messenger RNA. Its product is annotated as Spo12 family protein. Lineage: Eukaryota; Fungi; Ascomycota; Sordariomycetes; Hypocreales; Nectriaceae. The transcript is spliced from 3 exons. The coding region runs from base 263 to 583 and encodes 106 amino acids. The record is from RefSeq and is a predicted model, not a curated record.
CUUUAAUUGCCCGUUGCCCAGUUAACAGAGGGCACCGUUUACUUUGCCUGCUAAUUUUCUACUACUUGUGCAUGGACUGUACCAAUUUCAUACAAGGGCACUCUAUUUUCUUCAUUAAAGAAACCCAAGAUCCAUCUCAACUGUUUUCCUUCAUACACAAACAAAGAACGUUAUCGUAAAUCAACUUCUACUCUCUCUACACUCGAGUAUUACUCUCUCAGACGAACGCCUCUACUUCAUAACUUCUCACAACACUUUCAUCAUGUCAGCCAAGGUUCUCGCCGAUAAGGACGUCAACGCUCCCAUGAUUGAGCAGCCAGUUACCAAAGACGUUAAGAGCAUGGAGUAUCAUCGCCAGGUUCUCCAGUCCAAGAUGGCUGAGGAAGAGACUGCCAACAAGUACGUCUCGCCUUCAGACAACAUCAUGAGCCCUUGCUCUGCAAAGAUCAAUGCUCUACGAAACAAGCACGCCAGCAAGGCUAAGCCUAAGUCCUUGUUCGCCCAAGCGAGCGCUAAGAAACUCCAGGGCGACAAUCCCUUGGGGGCAAAGCCAGCACCAGCCAAGGCCGGUUUCCAGUUGUAAGAGAAUCAACAAUAUGUCUCUUCUUUCCGGAUAAAACAUGUCCACAUUUCAUGGAUACCGCUUUUGCUUUUGCUGGCUAUUGACUACUAGCCAAUGGUGUUUAUUAAACCGCUGGAGGUCAGGUUAAGGGCGUUAGGGGUUCACUUGACGUACACAUACACACAUUGUAUUGGUGAUACAGGUUACGGAAACUUUGGCUUGAUAUGACGCGAUGACAGGGUUUGGCUUGCCUUUCUUUUCUGGUGGCCGGUUUAUGUACGGAUUUUAACAAUGAAGCAUGUCUUUGAGUUCUAGACUUGAACGAAUGAAACCGAGUGUAGUAAUGAUUUUUUGUUUUGGC